AUGCCGUCGACGCGCUCGCUGCGUUCUCAUGCGACUCCGCGCUCGUCGCUGGAUGGACAAGAUGCUAACAUGUCGACAAGGUCUGGUCGCCUCACACGAGGAGCCGCCGCCGCGACCAUUGACCCCGCUCCUUCGGUCACUGUGUCACGCUCAUCGCCAGGCUCGUCGCCCGGGGCCAAGUCUAUACAUCUCACAGUCAAGAUGUCUUCAAGCAAAUUGCGCCAAGUGACCAACAGCAGGAGCAGUAGGGCUUCUGCCUCCGCUGCCAAUCGUCACAAUAUCUUUACUGAAGACCCUGUUGUCCACGGUAAGCGUAGCAGUAGGAGCAACAGGAAUCUGAGAGAAGUCAGUGACGACGAAGAGGAUGACGAUGUGGAUGAGGAGGAUGAUGAAGAUGUCGAAGAAGCUGAUUUGUCGGAAGACGCCGCUGGUGAGGAAGAAGAGCUCGAUGCGGACGGAGACUUAGACAUGGAUGAUGACGAAACACCUCAGCCGGCUGUGUCAAGGCGUAAUCGUCAACAGCAGGGAUUAGCGACCACCAAAUCCAAGCCGCUCAAGCCUGUUGAACAGAAAGAAAUGGAGCUCGAAGAUGAAGACGAAGAAAAUGAGGAGUUGUCUGAACUAGACAGCGAUGCCGAGGGAGAACCCGAAGACACCAUGCUCCAAGACGAAGAGAUGGGUGAAGUCGGUGAGGAAGAAGACGAAGUCGACGACGAAGAGGAAGAGGAGGGUAUCGAAGAGGAGGAAGAGGAUGACGGGCUAGGCUCAGAUGACGACAGUGCACUCGACUUGACCAAACUGACUAAACGUCAACGAGGAUCAUUGGGUACUGAUUUCUUGCAAUUACCAAUGGAACCGCAAGUUAAGAAACAUCUCACUGCAGAGGAGCAUGCUAUGCGACGGGCUGAAAUGGCACGACGCAGAAAGAAUUUGAGCGAGAAACGAAACGAAGAAGAAAAGAUGGAUACUAUCAAUCGUUUGCUCAAAAAACAAGCACCGAAACGCCGUGGCCGCGUGCCAGUAGGCGAACUAGGUGGCGAGGCUACUCCCGAUGUCGCUGUUGAGCCUGAAAAAGCAGACCCAACCUACAUACGCUGGAUCAGUACCAGUGAAGGCUGCAAAGUAGCCGUUCCGACAGAAAUGCUCGGGAAACCAGCCUCUCGUCCAUUCGGAGGGUUGUCUGGGGUUGUAGCUCCAGGAAGCAAGCUUAUUGAAGAGGUUUAA
This is a messenger RNA of Talaromyces amestolkiae, 1224 nucleotides long. RefSeq lists its product as uncharacterized. NCBI's taxonomy places the organism in Eukaryota, Fungi, Ascomycota, Eurotiomycetes, Eurotiales, Trichocomaceae. Gene Ontology annotation, biological process: chromatin remodeling. The record is from RefSeq and is a predicted model, not a curated record. The transcript is spliced from 3 exons. Bases 1 to 1224 code for a protein of 407 amino acids. Gene Ontology annotation, cellular component: Ino80 complex.